Messenger RNA from Drosophila navojoa, 2110 nucleotides. RefSeq lists its product as uncharacterized. The record is from RefSeq and is a predicted model, not a curated record. Lineage: Eukaryota; Metazoa; Arthropoda; Insecta; Diptera; Drosophilidae.
GUGAAAAAACCCAAAAGUCCUACUAGUCGUAGACCCACACCGCUCCCAACGAGGAUCCACCAAGAUGCGUCUGCUGCUGCUCAGCCUGCUGGCGUUGGGUGCGCAUGCGCACACCAUUGGCUAUCGCACCAAUCUGCUGGCCUAUGCGCCGGCACGCGGCGAGUUCCCUGUGCAGAGCGAAAUCGUGCAGGGCUAUACGCGCUAUCUGGACAACACUGGAGCCGAGCGUCUGAUUGCCUUCAACUAUCCGGAACCUCUGUACGGCAUACGCACCGUAGCUCAGCCCGCGACUAGUUUUGUGCGCACCUCGGCUAAAGUGGAACCACAACAGCAGCAGCAGCAGCAUUUGGCCCUAUUCCGUGCCUGGUGUGAGCAGCGCUACAAUGCCCUGCGCGUGGAGCUGGAGCGCUUGCGCGCCGAGGGCAAGCAGCCGACGGCCAACAUGCUUUCCCAAUAUGAGCCACUGGAGCAGAUCAUCAAGAUGAAUGCCUUUGAAGCAGUGCCCGGCCUGAGUCCCGAGCUGCAGCGUGUGCGCGACGAGCAAAUGCGCAUUUGGAACGAGGCGCGCCUGAAGGUGAUCAAUGCUGAGGCAGCGCUGCCCCAGCAGACUUUCGUCAAGCAGAACAUCUUCACCGCUCAGCCCUUUGCAAAGACCGAACAGCCCUUGGUCAAGCAGUUUGCCUACACGGCACAGACUAAUGGUCCUCUGGAAUCGCCAAAGCCGGUGCAGGAAACUGAGGAAGUGAAGCGCGCUCGCGAGGAACAUCUGAGACGCUAUAACGAAGCCCUGCAGCAGCAGCAGCAGCAGAAGCAGGAGUCGCUGGAUUGGAAACCACAGCCCAUUCAGCAGCAGGAUCAGCUUCAGCAGGAACAGCUUGUGAAAACCAUUCCAAUUGCAACUGAGAAGCAGCAGAAGCAGGAGUCGCUGGAUUGGAAGCCACAACCCAUUCAGCAGCAGGAACAGCUUGUGAAAACCAUUCCAAUUGCAACUGAGCAGCAGCAGCAGCAGCAGCAAGCCAUAGAGGACACGCCUGAAGUGCAGCGCGCUCGCGAGGAACAUCUGAGGCGCUAUAACGAAGCCCUGCAGCAGCAGCAGCAGCAGAAGCAGGAGUCGCUGGAUUGGAAGCCACAGCCCGUACAGCAGCAGGAACAGUUUCAGCAGCAGCAGCAGCAGCAAGCCAUAGAGGACACGCCUGAAGUGCAGCGCGCUCGCGAGGAACAUUUCAAGCUGUACAAGGAAGCCCUGCUGCGUCAAGCGACUGAGGCACAGCCACAGCCUCAGCCUCAGCCCCAGCAGCCAUCCUACGCACCUCUGCCCACAUCAGCGCCCCAAGCCGGCGUAAAGACCUACGAUGCCAGCAGCCCUGGAACAUACGUGUCCGCCCAGACCCCAGCACAGACCCUGCAGACCGACAACUUUAACCAAGUCAAGGUGAAAGCCGAGGAUAGCAGCCGCUACGAUGAGCGUGAGCAGGCCGCACAGCUGGAGGAGGAGCGUCGUGAGGAGAUUCGUCUCAUGGAGCUGGAGCGUCAGCGCGAGGAGAAACGUCUGAUGGAGGAACGUCGCAUGCUUGAGGCUGAGCGUAUUGCCCUAGAGCAGGAAGAGAAGCAGCGCAUGGAAGCUGAGCGCCUGGAGGAGGAGCAGCGUCAGCAGGCCGAGCAGCAGCAGCUGAAGGCAGCAUCAGACGAAGACAGCUAUAAGUAUGCCAAGCCCCAGGCAGCUCAGGCCGCUCAGCCCGCUCAGCCCGCUCAGCCACAGACCAUAGCGCAGCAGCAGCAGGUGCAGAACGGUUUCUUCUUGCGCAUUCAGUCGGGAGCACCCAGCCAGAUUAGUGCACCCAGUCAGCCCAGCGCUGAAGCUUACUUCCUGGCCGAGCAUAAUCCCUUCCUGGUGCGCUAUGCCCCGCAGCCCCAAAAGGCGCAGCAGCUCUCCAGCCCGGUCAGCUCUACUUAUAGCUCGGGCUCGUCAACAAACGCCUUCAAGAGCUCCACGGGCCUCAGCGAAUGGGAGCAGGCGACGCGCGAUCAUUUCAAGGCCCAUGAAAUCGCCUUGGAGCAGCUGCGUCUGGCCAAUCUAAAGGAUGCCAAUCAGAUACCCUGCACUCAUUAA